Auanema sp. JU1783 is the source of this 945-nucleotide messenger RNA. The record is from the annotation of a GenBank genome assembly. Lineage: Eukaryota; Metazoa; Nematoda; Chromadorea; Rhabditida; Rhabditidae.
AUGAUAUCAGCGAAAACUAUUAUCGAAGCGUAUGAAAGAAUUUCCAGUGCCAUUCAUAAAACACCUAUAAUCACGAGUAGAACGAUCAACAGAAUUGCUGGUUGCGAAGUUUUCUUUAAAUGCGAUCAUCUGCAGAAGACUGGCAGCUUCAAAGCACGCGGUGCUUAUAACUCUACCAAGCUUAUUAGCCAAGAUCCUAAUUGCAAAGGAGUAAUCACACACUCCUCCGGAAAUCAUGGGCAAGCAUUAGCUUGGGCAGCAGAACAGAUUGGCUUGAAGUGUGUUGUAGUUGUGCCUAAGAAUGCUCCGACAUCUAAAAUUGACGCUAUGGAAGAAUACAAUGCUGAAAUUCAUCGUUGCGAAAACUCUAUCAAAGCAAGAGAAGAAACAUGUGAACAUCUUUCGGAAGAACUAGGAUAUCCGAUAGUACCCCCAUAUGAUUCUAUUCAAACCAUUAAUGGCCAGGGAACCAUAGCUGUUGAAUUGAUUGAACAAAUUCCAGAUUUAGAUGCUGUAUUCCUUUCUAUAGGAGGAGGAGGCCUUGCCUCCGGCGUUGCAGCUUAUAUAGGAGAGCAUUUCCCAAAUAUCAGAGUUUUUCUCGUUGAACCUGCGGGUAAGGAACUAGGGAAAUAUCUCUUCACAGGUGUUUUUGAAAAUCAACAAGAAGCUCUGGAUACCGUGGCCGAUGGCAUACGAGUUCACAAAAUUGGAUCAAUCUGUUUUCCAAUUAUUCAGAAGUUUUGUAAGAGUAACAUUAUAACAGUGACGGAGGAAGAGAUAAGUGAAGCUGUUAAGCUUAUUUGGACACGAACAAAACAAAGAGUUGAGCCAACUGCCGGUGUUCCUCUAGCUGGCCUACUGAAAAGCAAUUUGAAAGAUCUUAAUGUGAAGAAAGCUGCUGUGAUUCUUUGUGGCGGUAACGUUGACAUCACCUACACUCCAUGA